UUUUACCAUAAACAAAAACAACAUCGAGCGGGUUGGACGCGUGCGGAUGCUUCGCGUCGUUUUGUUGUUGUAUUUUCAAACAAAUGGCCGCCGACGCGUGUGCCCAAGUCAAAAAAUAAGUGUUUAAUGUUUUAAUUGUAAAUGUGGAGCAACAAUUGUUAAGUGUUUGCAGCGUAUAAUUUUUUAUUUAUUUGAAAUCUUGUUGAAGCAGCAGUUAAAUGCAAAAGCCGUUUUCGUACUUGCCUGUAUGUGUUGGAGUCAUUCGUGUGUGCGCGUGUGUGUGUGUGUAUGUGUCGACAAAGUGCAUGUGCACGGAAAUAAAGUGCCGCAUAUAAUAGCAAAUUAAAACAAAUUUAAUGUUUUCUUGUGUCUCAAUUAACAACGAAUUAAGUUGAUAAAUGUGCUAAAAAAUCAAAGGAUAAAUCAAGCAACUAGCAGGUAUCGAUACAUGCACACACAUAUGCAGAAAAACCGACAGCGAAUGCAGUGCGUGCAUCUGUGUGUGUGAGGGCGACAAAUUCGCUCGCGUGUGUGUGUGAGGGGAGAAAAAAGAAAAGAAGAAGAAGCAGCAGCAGCAAACCAUCGCUUUGCGCUUGCUUUUGCAUUUGAUUUUGCGAUUACAUGUGUAUUUGCUGUCCCCGGGGUUCAAAUUCCAAUUUGAAUUUGAAUUUGCAAAGUUGCGCAUGCGUUGUCGUGAAAACAAAUUGUGUUUGUUCUUUGUGAAAUAAAUCAAAAAGAGUUUUUGGCACAGAAAGUGAAUUGAAAGGCAAUUGCUGUAGUUACCACGCGUCCCUCUCUGUCUCUGGCAAUCACCUCAUCCACAUUCUCAACAUUGGAUUGGAGUGGAGCCAACAACAUUGUUGGUCACUUUUCACAAUAAGUGAAAUUAGCAAUUAAUUUUUUAUCAAAAUAACGAAAAGCGUAUUUUGCAUAAAACAAACGAACGGAAAGCGAAGGAAGAAAAAUAAAAAAGGGAAACGAAAACAAUCAAAAAAGGAAAAAAAGUAAAUCGAGGCAGGAACUGGAACUGAGCCCACACAAAGGUCGCGAUUCACACAGCGGAACGGUGGCAUGAAACGAAACCAGCAACAUGAUGGCAGACAUGCAAAUUUGUGCAUUUUAAAUACAUCAACAACAACAACAACAACAACAACAACAACAACAACGAAACGCGAAUAGCAACAAAAAGCAGAUUUUAAGCAAAUUAAUUAAAUUAACAUACACAUGGAAAUCGGAACCAAAAAACAAAAAUAAAAACAAUUAGCAACCAACACUAUGGAAGCUGUUGCCACAAAAGCGAGACAUGCAAAUGAAACGGAAAGAGUAAUAAAAGAAGUAGAAAAAGAAGUUCAAGAAGAUGUAGAAGAAAGUGUAAUGACAGAAACUGCGAUUACGAUUGCGACGUCAUUUUGUAGCAACCAAGAGACUGAAAUAGCGGCCAUGAUGAAGUGCGGUGAUGUUGCAACUGCAACCAACGGCACCAACAUCGAUACAACAACAACAACAACAACUAAAACAACAACGACUACUAUGAGAUUGGAUGAUGUGGUUGCAUUUGUCAUGCCGGCAACACCGCCACCACUAGCAGCAACAACCACAACAACAGUCACACCACGCACCACCACCAAAUCAGGCAUAAUGCCCAAAGCCACCAAAUCAGCUAGCAACAGUCGCAGCAGCUCGCUAAGGAAACAGCGACAUCACUUGGAUAUCGACGGUGGUGCUAGCGGUGGUGCCGGUGGCGGUGGUGUUGGCCAGCCAAAGGGCAGCGGCAACGAUAUGAAAACAUCGCAAUCGAUGACCUCGCUGCCAGCGGAUGAGUUGCAACAGGAACGCCGUGAUGUCAUUCAGGCCAAGUUGCAUCUGGAGCGGCCCUACAACAGCCUCAAGAAAAACUCACAGAGCAGCGGCGGCAACAAGUGCUCUUUGGGCAACAGCAGCAACAAUAACAGCAACAACAAAAUGCAUCGUUACUCUUGGGGCAGCGGCCACAGUCAUAGCAGCUCCACCAGUCUGCACAGCAGCGCCACCCUUGGUCUGGGCUCGUCGGGCAAAGACGACCUCUGGGCGGCCAUACAGACAAACUACAAUUAUAUUAUGGACACAAACCUGCUUGAUACGUGCAAAGAGGCGCGGUUUGAAAUUGAGGAGGCGCAGCCAACUUCGCGUGAAUGUAAAUUUACGGGCAGCCAACUUCAUAUUUUGGAUGAAACCCAACGACAAGAAGGUCUUUGUGAAGAUCCCAAGGAGUUGCGGCGUUGGCUACGCGAUAUGGAAAACAAAUUGGAGAGUUCACCAACAAUUUCGGAGUUAACUUUGUAUAGUAAUUCGGAGUUGCAGCGCCAUCUAGCAAUACACUCGGUGUUGUACCAUGAAAUUGUAUCACACGCUCGAGUUGUAAGCGCUUGCAUACGUGCCGCCUCUGAAAGGGAACGGGAACAGUCACAGUUACAAUCGCAGUCACAGUCGCAGUCACAGUCACAGUUACAAACACAACAGCCCGCCUCCCUCACCAGCAAUUGCUCGAGUGAGUCGACUAGCGAAUCUGUGACUAAAUCAAAUAGUCUUAGCAGCGGCUUUGCCUCUGAUGCAGCAGCUCCAUUGACCACGCCCAGCACAGUACAAACAACAGGCACUGUACCAGCAACUACAACAGUUCAUCCACGAAAAGGUGAAGGCAAUUUGGAGCGUCUGCGCGAUCGUUAUCAUCUGCUCUACUUGAAGGCCUUUGAGCUGCAACUCUGCCUGGACAAUUUACUGCGAAAACGCAGCUCCACAGCGAACGGCUUGGAUGACGACGACGAUACGGAAGACGAUUCAUUUGGUUACGAGGGCGAAGGCGACGCUGCCACCGAGGACGAUCUAAACGAAGUGGGCUCCGAUUUGGAUCUGGAGUGCGAGAGUGUUGCACACAGUCACAAUUCCGGCGAGUUGUUGCAACGUUGUCAAGUUGCUGCCACAGAGAUUGUCUCCGCCAACGUGCCAGCUGAGGAUCAGUCACGCGAUUGUAUCGCAACCCAAAAGCCUGGUGACGAGGCAGACGAGGAGCCCGAAGAGGAAGACGACGACGCAGACGUUGUUGAUUUUGUGAUUGCAAAACGCGCUUGGCGCCCGUCGAAAGUCAACAGCAAUUUACCCACCGCACCUGCAACACUCACCGACUUUGAGGCAGACUCUGAGAGCAGCGAUCUGGAGCAGGUGCAACAACUGCGACGAGUCGGAGGUGGAGGUGGAGGCGGAUGCUCAGGCAUAAUUGCUGCAAGUUCCAGGCAUCAUCAUAUGCAACAUCUUCAUGUCGAUAUGUCGCAGACUAACACAAGCAGCAACUCUACGCCCAAUUUAACAAAUCUGUCGCUGUUGCAGACGCGACACGGCAACAAAAUGUUGCCGCCACAGUGCCACAAUCAUAGUGCAAAGCCGAAAAGCAUUGCCGUCGCUGUAAUUACACCCAAUACCCAUAAUCAUCACAAUCACAACAAUCAUCAUCAUCAUAAUGGUCAUGGUCAUGACCUCAACAAGUCGCCGACGGUGCUGAGAAAGUCGAAAGUCGGCCACAAUGACACCUCCAAGUUCAAUCGUUCCAAUCGCAAGUCCAAGAAUUGCGCCAUCUUCUAUUUCAAGCAUCUGGAUACGGAUAAUGAGACGAGCGGCGCUGGGACGGAUGCGACGGGCGAGGGGGAAACUGAUAUUGCCGUUGCCGUUGCCCAGCAACAAAUACUGAAAUCGGCUGAUGCCUCUUCGGAUGACGACGACGAGGGUUGGCUCUACACAGCAGCAACAGCAACUACAGCAGCAGCAGCAGGAGUAACUGCAACAACAACAACAGUUGAUGGUCUGCAGUCGGCUGCCAUCUCGUCGACAACUUCUGGCGCCACAGGAGCAACAGCAACAUCGCCCAGCGACGACUCUGAUAAGGAGAACAAAGAGACGCUGGUGACCACAUCAACAACAGCCACAGCAACAUUAGCAGCAACAACAACAACAACAACGUCUGUUGCUGUUGGUGUCGUGUUGGUUGGCAGUGGGAGUGGCAGCAACAGCAACUACGACAGCAGCAGCGCCUGCUCAUCGUCCAAUUCGAACGGUGUUCAUACUGAGACCUCGGCAACCUCGCGAGUUACUCAAAUGCAGCGCAGCGGCAUCGUUGUCAGCGUCAUGGACAUGGACAUGCAAAUCAAUGGCAACAGCAACAGCAACAGCAACAGCAACAAUCCAAGCAGCCCAAGCAGCGAUGGCAGCAACAGUCGCUCCAGCAGCAGCAGCAACACAAGACACAUCAUUAGCAACAAUUGCUACAAACAACUGCAAAGCGACAACAACAACAGUCAACAGUCACAGCAACAACUGAAUGCCAACCACAUCCACAUCCACAACAACAAUAACAAUAAUCACAAACAUCAGCAACAGUCGCGCUUUGACUCUAAACAGCAACAACUACAGCAACAACAACUGCAACAGAACUCUGAUGAGGCAACUGCGGCUGAUAAUGCAAAUGGAAAUGCAGCACAGCUGCAUAACAACAACAAUUGUAGUUUCUACAGUCGCGCAGACAUUUGCAACAUUAGUGUUUGGCCCAAUGAGAUGAGUAACUGCAUCAGCAAUGGGAAUGUCCAUCCAAAUGCCAAUGGAAAUCGCUUGCCACCAAGAUCACCAGCCAAGUCGGCCAAGUCGCAGGCGAGCAGCAGCAAUGCCACAAUGUCGCCAUCGAAGGGCAAGGUCUCGCAUGAUUCAAUCAAGCAGCUUGUACUCGAAGCGGAGCAUUUGGUGCGCGACGCUCAGGAGGCAGCAUUAAAGACGCCAACGAAGCAGAAACAUUCCAUCAUCAAGAUUUCCUCGACGGUCAAAAAGCGCGACAUCAUCAUGCCCGGUCCCAUCAAGCAGCGUGUCGAGGAAUGGUUGGAACAUCAGCCAUCAACACCGCAGCUUUUGAAUCGCAAUCAUCAUUCACAUGAGGCACCCACAAAGCCGGAUGAUUGUGAAGCGUCCGGUGAGGCAUCUGAAACGGAUUCCAUGCCACAAAAGGAUGCUGUUUGUGGUGUCGGUUCGGAUUCCUCGGAAGGAUUCACCGACUCCAUUGCCACCUGCAUGCAGACGAGCACGAAUUCGUAUGGCAACUCCACGGAACGCAUUGGCGGCUCCGCUGAACCCAUUCACCAACCAGCGACUCCUCUUGGCUUCGGCAGCAGCAAUCAGAGUCUGAAUGUGAAGAUUGUAAAGCGUCCACAGACGCGUCGCAAGUCGGAGCGUCCCUGGUCCGUCUCCUGUCUGUCGCAGUUGACCACAGAUGCUGCCCAGUUGACGACAACAAUUGCAGCUGUUGGCCAGAGCUCUCCUCCGGGCUUGGCCAGCCAUUCGAUCAGUGAGAGCGCCUUGGAUUCACUCUCGCCGGGACCACGUGCUCGGGCUGCCUCCUCCUCGGGCACGGGCAGCAAUGCCGCACGGAAGGCGGACAGCAAGGGAUCCUUGCGUCGUCGCCGAGCACGCAAGAAGCGCAUCUCGGCUGCGUCGGGUGGCAGAAAGUCCGACUCGGGAUCCGAGGCACACGGGGAUCUCACACAGACCCUGAUGAAGUCCUGUGAGUCGAUGUCAUCCCAGCAGCUGCAGGAGUUCACCAACGCAUUGUUGAACAUACAGAAAGGCGGCUCUCCCGCCAGUCCCAAGUUGGAUGAACCUGUUCCCGAGGGCGAGACAGAAUCCCAGUUGAUGGUGCCCAAAUUUCGAGUGGGUUCCUUUACCACAGCUGCCCUGAUGGCAAGUGAGAUUCGCUUGGGCGCCUUGGCAGCUCUCUCCAACUAUAUGAACGAGGAUGAACAGCAAGCCGAACUGAGCACUGAGGAUCAUCAUAGCAGCAUUUCGGAGACGGCAUGGGAUAAUUAUCAAGAGAAAUACAAUUCGGAGAAUUAUUCCGAGGGCUUUGAUUCGGAUGCGGCGCGUCGUCUGUUGGAAUUUGGCGAUGACUAUCGCAAUUUCAUUGAUUCGCAGUCGGAUUGCUGCAGUUCGCUGUCGGCGGCCAACAAUCUGGAUUCAUUCUCGCCACCUCGCAUGGAUUCACUGCAGCAGCACGAGCUGAAGGCGUUGCACAUCAAUCAGGAGACAAUCAGCAGCAGCGUCGAUCACGCUCGUCGCCAGCGUGCCCUCGAGUUGCAAUACGAGCGACGUCGCAAGACGCUCGAGGUGCGACGCAAGUCGUGUCAAGAUAUGGCUGAGGCCAUCAGCUCACAGAAGGAGCAGCAGCAACAACAACAGGUGACUACUGCAAAUCUUUCCUCGUCGGCCACCGCGCUGAUGACACCCAAGAAUCCGCCCACUCAGUUGCCAGUCCGUAAUGAAUCUGUGGGCCGUAAACUGGAGUUUGGUGGCGGCAUGAGUCACUCGGCGCAGUCGCUGCUGCGUCGCACCUCGGAGAGCGACACAUCGACACGUCGUCGUCGCACUGUCACCGCCGAUGAGCGAAGACGCUCCUCACGCAAUCUGGAGAAGUGCAUUAAACUGAUUCCAGCCACAUCCUCGUCGAGUGGCGAUGACUCCGAGGAUGGGGAGCAGGAGAUGCGCUCUCUUCUCCAGCAGAGUCGCGAUAGACUUGAGGAUACGCGUGCUCUCAAAAUACGCUGUCAUCUGCUGAGACCCGAGGAUUAUAACGAGAUUAUCAACACUUGCCGGGAUAACAUACGCUGCCUGGAGGCCGUGCUGAGAGGUCCGCCUGGUACGGUGCUAUCAACACACUGCGCCGGCCAGACAAAAGAUCUAUUGGCUGCUUGGGAGGAUCUGCUUAACUGGAGCGAGAAUGCAGCCGCCGCACGCAAACUGCAGCAGGAGAUGAGUGCACUGAAGCACACGCUGUGCCGACUCGGCGAUAAUGCCACACCCGAGUUGCUCGACACGGAGCCGGCCAUACAAAUUGCCGUUGAGGCAUUGAAGCACGAACAGACACAACUGGGCAGCUAUCGCACCAACAUGUUGCGCCUCAAUGCCUCCGUUCACAGCUGGCUGACACGUCAGGAGCGCCGUCUGCAACAGGAGCAACUACAGCAGCAGCAGCAGCAACAACAGGAGUCCGAACAACUUCAACAACAAAAGGAAAUUCUACAAAAGGUGGAGCAGGCAAAGGUGCAGAGGCAACAGGAAGAUAUGGCCACAGCAGGUGGAACUGCUACAGUGGCCAUCACGGUGACGGACAGCAAUGGUAACCAGGUGAUGGAAGCCUCCACUGGCACCACUUGGGAUGUGCAGAGUUUAAUGAGCGCCGAGCAGGAGUUCCACAAGCAUCUCAAGGAUGAGGUCAGCGACAUGUACAGCGCCUGGGACGAAGCAGAUGCGAGAAUCAACACGCAGCUGGAGAUGCUCACAAACUCAUUGAUUGCCUGGCGUCAACUCGAGUGUGGAUUAAGUGAGUUUCAAUUGGCUUUGGGCCAAGAUCGUGGCACACUCAAAGGAUUGGAGGGUGCUUUGGACAAGGGACAGGCAACACCUGUGGAGCUGGCACAGAAUGUGAAGCUCGUGGCCAAGCUGCUGUCCGAGAAGGUCAACGUUAGCCAGGAGCAACUGUUGGCCGUACAACAGCAUCUUGAUCCCAAUCACAUUUAUCACAUUGCCAAGUUUACAGCCUCCAAUGGCUCGCUGUCCGAUUCGGGCAUCUCUGAUGGUGGCGCCACCUCCGAUGGUGGUUUGUCCGAGCGUGAACGUCGUCUGGGCGUGCUACGUCGUCUGGCCAAGCAACUGGAGCUGGCUUUGGCACCUGGCAGUGCUGCCAUGCGCUCCAUUGCCGCACGCAUGGAAAGCGCCGAGGCGGAGUUGAAGCAGUUGCAAAAUACUUGCCGGGAUUUAAUUGUGCGCACAGCUGCCUCACAUCAACAGAAGCAGCAGGAGCAGCAGCAACAGAAGCAACAAGUGGAGCAGCAGCUGACCAAUGGGCAUGUGAAGCAGCAGUCGGUAAAGUCGCCCAAUUCACAAAGCUCGCCCGGCAAGCGACGAAACGCGCGCAAAACGCGUCAAGCGGCAGAGAAAUUAGAGCUGCAACAACAGCAACAACAGUUGCAGCAGCAACAGGAGCAACAGGUGGUGGAACAACUACAACGUAUUGUUGCAGCUGGUGGUGGUGGUGAUGAUCCACCCGAGGAUCCGGCCAAUGAGGCAGCCUUGCUUGACAGUUCCGAGGAUGAGGAUGAAAACGCUCCCAAGUCGCAGCGUCGUGGAUGGGCGUGGCGCAUUGCAAGGGCGGCGGUGCCGAUGCAAUUGGCGCUGUUCACCUUCUUCUGUGCUGCCUGCAUGAUGCAGCCCAAUUGCUGUGACAAUCUCAACAAUCUGUCCAUGAGUUUUACGCCUCAGCUGCGUUAUAUACGCGGCCCUCCUCCAAUUUGAGCGUCGCGAGUUGCGCGCGUUUUGCACGCGAUCUUUAAAAAAUUGUCGCAGCCGCAAACGCGCGCGUUUUUAAGUAGGCAUCAAAUAAUUUACAAUAUGAAGUACGUUAAGUGAUCUACAAGUUGGAUCUAAAGCGGGUCAACAGCCAGAUAUAUACCCGAUAUACUAGGCGACCUCCACAAUGAGGCGACUCCAGCGCGCGUUUUGCACGCGUUUUAUCGCGCGAUUUCCGCGCGUUACCUUGGCAAACGCGACUUUGAAGCAAUCGUAAGUAAGGAGAUUUAGUAGAUUUUUUUUGGUUGUCCUUUUAUGAAACGGAGGCACUUAGUUUUUUAUGCAACGCAAGUUAUACUUAAGCUAUACUUAAAUAGAUUUUGAUUCGUUUGAUUAAUUCAUUUGGUAUUUGUCUUAGGAAUUUAAUUUGCGGUUCUUACAAUAAUUUUUUUAUUCAACUGAGAAAAAGCGUUUAAAAUUAAGUGCAAGAAAACAAAAACUUUAGGUGCAGACAGAUCAAAGGAUCAUUGCAUGAUUUAUGAACAUGAAUACGUUAUGUACUUACAACCAAGUUAAUGGGAGCAUUUCCCGUCCCGCCCAUCGAGUAAGAGACCCAUGACAAGCUCCAGUUACUAGAAAUACAAUUUAUUAAAGAGACAUUUUUGUAAACUUUUCGGUUUGAAAAACACGUCAAGUGCCUACAAGACCCAACAAUAAAAAAGGGCUCAGAAAGAGACAGAAAGAAUGAUAAAACGAGAGAGGGAAACAGAGUGCAUAUCGAGCCAGGCAUAUAGAGCUGAAAAGAAGCUAAGCCAAUCUAUAAAAGGCAACUGAGAAGCCUUGGGCAAUAUUAACUUCAACAAAAACCAGUUGAGAAUUAGAGUUUCUAUUUUUAUACAACGCAAAUGCAAGAAUGCAAUUUAUAUAUGGAACGAGCAUUGGUCACAUUUUUUGUCCAUCUUAAGCUCUAAUAAAUUCAGUUUUAUGUCUAUUAUAUUAAUAGGAUAAAUUUAAUUCAAAAUACAAAAAAAAAAAAAAUGAUUAAAGUAUAAGAUGCAAGAAAAUCAACUAAAAGAGAUGAACAGAUAGAAUAUAUAGAUUCAUAAUGUAUCUGAAAAGUUGUUAGAUCUACUACUUAAUAUACACUACUUAUUCGGCAAAAAAGCAAUUAAAUUAUAAUCUACUUUUAAGUUUCGUAUAUCCUUGUGCGUUUUUUCAAUAUAUUGAA
Molecule: messenger RNA, 9580 nt
Organism: Drosophila innubila
Lineage: Eukaryota; Metazoa; Arthropoda; Insecta; Diptera; Drosophilidae
Gene: klar
Exons: 19
Coding region: 1276-8358 (2360 amino acids)
Cellular component (GO): membrane
Source: RefSeq, a predicted model, not a curated record